Lolium perenne is the source of this 501-nucleotide messenger RNA. The record is from RefSeq and is a predicted model, not a curated record. NCBI's taxonomy places the organism in Eukaryota, Viridiplantae, Streptophyta, Magnoliopsida, Poales, Poaceae.
AUGGCCACCGCUGGGUCUCCUCUUCGUGACGAUGAAAUCAUCGGUUACAUGCUUACCGGCCUCGGCUCCGCUUUCAAUCCGAUCGCGGCGUCCCUGAACAUGAUCACCAGGGUGGUUACUGCUGCCGAGUUCUAUUCCAUGCCCCGCGCGCCCUUGCCCGCCUUCUCUGGCGGAGGCUCUCAGCCCGGUUACGGCGGGGGCAACAGCGGCCGUCAGACUUACGGCGGUAACGGUGGAGGCGGCUAUGGGUCGCCGGCGGGCGGCCACGCCCAGCCCUACGGACCGCCAGCGGGCGGCAACGGCAACGGUCGCCCAACUGGCGGCAAUUACGGUGGUAACGGCGGCGGUGGCAACCGCGGCCAGAACGGAGGACGCCGGCGUCAGCGCCCGCAGUGUCAAAUCUGCGGCUAUUGGGGGCACAGCGCCGAUGACUGUCGGAACCGCUUCAACCCCGACUUCGUGCGCGGCAGCAACCAGCAGCGCACCGGCAACAACCAGUAG